AUGUACACAUGGUUGAAAAAGUGCAGUCAACGCGUGGCAUCGAAAAAACUAGAUGUUAAAUUUUAUUCUGAUAAUUUUACAAAAUGUGACAUUAAAACGAAUAAUCGUCAACCAAGAACCUUUAAUGAUAUUCCCGGACCAAAAUCUUUACCAAUUAUUGGAACGCUUUACAAGUAUCUACCGUUUAUUGGUGAAUACAGUUUUACAAAUUUAUAUGAAACUGGCAGAAAAAGGCUGAAACAAUUUGGUCCGCUGGUACGCGAAGAAAUAGUACCUAAUGUAAACGUUAUAUGGGUUUUUAGACCGGAGGAUAUAGCAGAGAUUUUUAAAGCAGAAUCAGGUUUAUACCCGGAGAGAAGGAGUCAUUUAGCACUUUUAAAAUAUCGAAAAGAUCGUACCGAUAUAUACAACACUGGUGGUUUAUUACCCACAAAUGGACCAGAAUGGUGGAGAUUACGAAAAGAGUUUCAAAAAGUUACUAGUAAACCUCAAGAUGUGAUUAAUUAUUUAAAAGAAACAGACGAGGUCAUCCAGGAAUUUAUUGAAUUAUGUACUAAUGAAAAAUUUGAAGACUUAUUACCUCUUUUAUCACGCUUGUUCCUUGAAUGUAAUGUGUAACAUGUUUGGUUGUUUUUGAUGUAAGACUGAAUAGUUUCUCGAAAGAAGAAAGAUGUGAAAAUUCUACAAGCUCCAAGUUAAUCAAAGCUGCUUUUACAACAAAUAGUGUAAUUUUAAAGUUGGAUAAUGGAUUGCAAUUAUGGCGUUUCUUUGAAACACCAUUAUAUAGAAAAUUACGUAAAGCACAGGCAUACAUGGAAAUGGUUGCAUUAAAAUUGGUAUCUCAAAAAAACAAAGAUACAACUGGACAUAAAUCAUUUUUAAGUGCCUAUUUAAAAAACCCUGCUCUGGACAUUAAAGAUGUUGUGGGCAUGGCUUGUGAUAUGUUACUUGCUGGUAUAGAUACUACAACCUAUAGCACAGCUUUUGCUUUGUAUCAUCUAGCAAGAGAUCAAGAUAUACAAGAAAAAUUGAGAACUGAAGCCACACAGUUUUUAACUUAUCAUGAACCAAUAACAGCAGAUGUGUUAAGAAGUGCUUCAUAUACCAAAGCUAUUAUUAAAGAAAGCUUACGACUAAAUCCUAUUUCUAUAGGAAUAGGUCGUAUAUUGCAAACUGAUACUAUUCUUAAUGGUUAUCAAGUACCUAAAGGGACUGUUGUUGUAACACAAAAUCAAAUUAUUUGUCGUCUUCCUGAAUACUUUCAUGAACCCGACUUGUUUAUGCCAGAAAGGUGGUUACGUGAACAUUCAAAAAGUGCCAAUAAAAUAAAUUAUGGAAAAUCGAUACAUCCAUAUAUAUCAUUACCUUUUGGUCAUGGUCCUAGGUCUUGUAUUGCUAGGCGUUUUGCAGAGCAAAAUAUGCAAGUAUUGUUGUUAAGGAUAUGUCAACGGCUUAAAAUUUCUUGGUAUGGAGGUGAACUUGGAAUGAAGUCUUUGUUAAUUAAUAAACCAAAUGCCCCGUUAAAAUUCAAGUUUCAUGAAAUCUCAAAAACUAAUUCUACUUGA
Molecule: messenger RNA, 1565 nt
Organism: Heterotrigona itama
Lineage: Eukaryota; Metazoa; Arthropoda; Insecta; Hymenoptera; Apidae
Source: the annotation of a GenBank genome assembly